Molecule: messenger RNA, 4740 nt
Organism: Psammomys obesus (fat sand rat)
Lineage: Eukaryota; Metazoa; Chordata; Mammalia; Rodentia; Muridae
Gene: Itga3
Product: integrin subunit alpha 3
Exons: 25
Coding region: 379-3579 (1066 amino acids)
Biological process (GO): cell-matrix adhesion; cell-cell adhesion; cell adhesion mediated by integrin
Cellular component (GO): integrin complex; external side of plasma membrane
Molecular function (GO): integrin binding
Source: RefSeq, a predicted model, not a curated record
CCAGAUCCUCCACCUAGCCGAGAUCCAAAGAGCUAACACCGCCCAGGGGGCGCGGCCAGGACCAUCUAGGGCGUGGGGUGCCCGGAGCCCGGAACGGCGACCCGUCCACCCGACCAGCGGGAGAGUAGAUCCACGGAUCUGGAAAAAGGAUUGGAGAAGCGACACCCCGGAGCGGACGUGAAACGGACCCGGGAAUAGGGCAAAAUAAAAAAAAAAAAAAAAUUGCCUGGGACUCCGGGCGCGGCGGCGCAGCGGGCUCGGGUGUCUUCUGGCGGCGCCUGGAGCAGGUGAACAGUUCCAUCACCCACGGUGCUGAGCCCGCUUGCGUUUUUGUUUUUGUUUUUUUUUUUGCCCCCGGCCCGGCCGGCGCUCCCAGCCAUGGGCCCCGGCUCCCGCCGCGUGCCCGGUGCCCCUGGCUGGAUGCUCCGCGUCCUGGCCUUGAUGGUGGCUUCUGGCGGCCGGGUCGCCUUCGCCUUCAACCUGGACACCCGAUUCCUGGUGGUGAAGGAGGCGCUGAACCCCGGUAGUCUCUUCGGCUACUCGGUCGCCCUCCAUCGGCAGACCGAGCGACAGCAGCGCUACCUGCUUCUGGCUGGGGCUCCCCGGGAGUUUGCUGUGGACGAUGGCUACACCAACCGGACUGGAGCCGUGUACGUGUGUCCCCUCACCGCCCUCAAGGAUGACUGUGAACGGAUGGACAUCUCAGAGAAAAGUGACCCUGACCAUCACAUUAUCGAGGACAUGUGGCUUGGGGUGACUGUGGCAAGCCAGGGCCCUGCGGGUAGAGUUCUGGUGUGUGCCCAUCGCUACACCCAGGUGCUGUGGUCUGGGCUAGAGGACCAGCGACGCAUGGUAGGCAAGUGCUAUGUGCGUGGCAACGACCUCCAGUUGGACCCUGGCGAUGACUGGCAGACCUACCACAAUGAGAUGUGCAACAGCAACACCGACUACUUGCAGACCGGCAUGUGCCAGCUGGGCACCAGCGGAGGCUUCACCCAGAACGCUGUGUACUUUGGUGCCCCUGGUGCCUACAACUGGAAAGGAAACAGCUACAUGAUUCAGCGGAAAAGCUGGGAUUUAUCUGAGUACAGCUACAAGGGCUCAGAGGACCAAGGAAACCUCUACAUUGGGUACACGAUGCAGGUAGGCAGUGCCGUCCUACACCCCACGGAGAUCACCGUCGUGACGGGCGCCCCACGGCACCAACAUAUGGGCGCCGUCUUCUUGCUGAGCCAAGUGCCAGGUGGAGACCUGCGGCGGAGGCAGGUGCUGGAGGGCACGCAGGUGGGCGCUUAUUUUGGCAGUGCCAUUGCCCUGGCAGACCUGAACAAUGAUGGGUGGCAGGACCUCCUGGUGGGAGCUCCCUACUACUUUGAACGGAAAGAGGAGGUAGGGGGUGCUGUCUACGUCUUCAUGAACCAGGCGGGAACGUCCUUCCCUGAUCAACCUUCCCUCCUGCUUCACGGUCCCAGUCGCUCUGGCUUUGGCAUUUCCGUAGCCAGCAUUGGUGACAUCAACCAGGAUGGAUUCCAGGACAUUGCCGUGGGAGCUCCAUUUGAGGGCUUGGGCAAGGUUUACAUCUACCACAGCAGCUCCGGGGGGCUCCUCAGGCAGCCCCAGCAGAUAAUCCAUGCAGAGAAACUAGGCCUGCCGGGCUUGGCCUCCUUUGGCUACUCUCUGAGUGGGAAGAUGGAUGUGGAUGACAACUUUUAUCCAGACCUGCUGGUGGGAAGCCUGUCGGACCACAUUGUGCUGUUGCGGGCCCGACCUGUCAUCAACAUCCUCCAUAGGACCUUGGUGGCCAGGCCAGCCGUGUUGGACCCCUCGCUUUGUACAGAUGCUUCCUGUGUCCAAGUGGAGCUGUGCUUUGCCUACAACCACAGCGCUGGGAACCCUCACUACAGGAGGAACAUCACUCUGGCUUACACAUUGGAGGCUGACCGGGACCGCCGCCCACCCAGGCUCCGAUUUGCCCGCAGCCAGUCGGCUGUCUUUCAUGGCUUCUUCUCCAUGCCAGAGACACAUUGCCAGACACUGGAGCUGCUGCUGAUGGACAAUGUCCGUGAUAAACUCCGUCCCAUCGUUAUUGCCAUGAACUACUCCUUACCUUUGCGCAUGCCCGAUCGCCUCAAGCUGGGGAUGCGGUCUCUUGAUGCCUACCCAGUCCUCAACCAGGCACAGGCUGUGGAGAACCACACUGAGGUCCACUUCCAGAAAGAGUGCGGACCAGACAACAAGUGUGACAGCAACCUGCAGAUGCGAGCCGCCUUCGUGUCUGAGCAGCUGCAGCCUCUAAGCAGGCUCCAGUACAGCAGAGACACUAAGAAACUGUUCCUGAGCAUCAAUGUGACCAAUAUGCCGAGCCGCGAGCGGGCUGGGGAAGACGCUCAUGAGGCACUGCUCACCCUGGAGGUGCCGCCCGCCCUGCUACUGUCCUCAGUGCGUCCGGCUGGGACCUGCCAAGCUAACCAGACCAUCCUGUGUGAGCUAGGAAACCCCUUCAAACGGAACCAGAGGAUGGAGCUGCUCAUUGCCUUUGAGGUCAUUGGCGUGACCCUGCACACGAGGGACCUUCAGGCACACCUGCAGCUAUCCACGUCAAGCCACCAGGACAACUUGCAGCCCGUGUCCCUCACUCUGCAAGUGGACUACACACUCCAGGCCUCACUCAGACUGAUGAAUCAUCGGCUGCAGAGCUUCUUUGGUGGAGCAGUGAUGGGCGAGGCUGGCAUGAAAACUGUGGAGGAUGUGGGGAGUCCCCUGAAAUAUGAAUUCCAGGUGAGCCCAGCGGGAGAUGGGCUGGCUGCCUUGGGCACACUGGUUCUAGGUCUGGAGUGGCCCUAUGAAGUUGCCAAUGGCAAGUGGCUGCUGUACCCCACGGAGAUCACUAUCCGAAGCAAUGGGUCCUGGCCCUGUGAGCCGUCUGGAACCCUUGUCAACCCUCUCAACCUCACUCUCUCUGACCCCGGAGACAAGCCACCGUCUCCACUGCGCAGACGGAGACAGCUGGACCCAGGGGGAGACCAGGGUCCCCCACCUGUCACGCUAGCUGCUGCCAAAAAGGCCAAGUCUGAGACUGUGUUGACCUGUGCCAGUGGCCGAGCACGCUGUGUGUGGCUGGAGUGCCCCAUUCCAGAUAGCUCUAAUAUCACCAACGUGACCGUGAAGGCUCGGGUAUGGAACAGCACCUUCAUUGAGGACUAUAAAGACUUUGACAGAGUCAGGGUGGAAGGCUGGGCUACUCUGUUCCUGAGAACCAGAAUCCCUACCAUCAACAUGGAGAACAAGACCACAUGGUUCUCAGUGGACAUUGACUCAGAGCUAGUGGAAGAGCUGCCUGCUGAGAUCGAGCUGUGGUUGGUGCUCGUGGCCGUGGGGGCUGGGCUGCUGCUGCUGGGGCUCAUCAUCAUCCUGCUGUGGAAGUGUGACUUCUUUAAGCCGACCCGCUACUACCGGAUUAUGCCCAAGUACCACGCAGUGCGCAUCCGGGAGGAGGAGCGCUACCCACCUCCUGGGAGCACCCUACCCACCAAGAAGCACUGGGUCACCAGCUGGCAGAUUCGGGACCGAUACUACUGAUGCCCUCUCCGACAUCCCUCCCGAUGCUCCCUUCCUUCCUAUUUAUCAUAAAUUAUGACUCCGACAGUCCAAAAGGGACCACGCAUUUGGCUGGCACCAGCAGGCUCAGGCAUAUAUCCCUCCUCACUGCAGGCAUGUUUUCUGGGACCCUAGAAUCUCCUUCAAGACCUUGCAGUGCUGAGCACGGCACAGCCCUGCACACUGGACACAGCACACAGGGCCUGCUGCUAACGGCCUCUUCUGAUAGCCUGUAGAGGGUACCAUGGCCAAGCCUCUGUCUGUGCCAAAACCAAGCCAAAGCACCUCUACUGGGAGCCAGGAGGAAAAGGUCCCUGAUGUGGUGACAUCUUUCCUCCACACUGGAUUCCCCUUGAGCCAUUGUCGCUGGACUGACUUUAUGGUCCAGAAUAAAACUACUGACAAGGAGGAGACUGUCAAGCCCAGCUGCAAAUCCGGGCACCCACUGGAGAGCAGGGCCACACGAAAGGCUAUCCAGGGGGUGCCCUUACGACUUGUGUGCUCAGACCCAAGAGCAAGGAACUAGAGAGCAGGUCCCCAGAACUGGCUAUGAAUGGAUCUCUCAAAUCCUGGCUACAGAUGGAGUUGGCAAGAAACGCAGCCCAAAGGAACAAAGAGAAACAAAACCACGGACGGCCUGGACACACUGUGCUGGAACUGACCUGGAGCAUGGUGGCAUCCUUCAGAGAGCAGGGUAUCAGUCACGGCCUAGCAGAUCCUGGCAGGAUGCAGAGGAUUAACUUCUGACCCAUCCAGAUCACCUCAGCCUGGGCAAGGCCUGGAGACCCCACAAGACCACGUGGGGGUGCGAUACUUGAAUGUAGGGCAGGGGAGAGCCCAGCCCCUGCCCCAGCUGGCCAGACUCAACUCUGUUCCCUUGACCACAGAGAUGGUAUUCUGAGCUGCCUGUGGCUUUCUGAGAAACCUAGCCCUUCCCCAUCCCUGAAAGCUACAUCCUCAUUCUGGCAGUGGAGGCUGAUGUCCCAGGUCCUCCCCUCUCCCUGAUUCCUCCCACUCUGCAGCUCUGCCUCUCACCCCAGCCCACGGUACUAUAGCAGCUUCCCCCCCACCCUGUGCCUUCUUUGUAUAUGGGCUUCUGUCUCUCUUAACAUAAAUAAACAGUUCCCAGUUUGUACUGCUGCA